Malurus melanocephalus (red-backed fairy wren) is the source of this 4230-nucleotide messenger RNA. Its product is annotated as sodium- and chloride-dependent GABA transporter 1-like. Gene Ontology annotation, cellular component: plasma membrane. The transcript is spliced from 14 exons. Lineage: Eukaryota; Metazoa; Chordata; Aves; Passeriformes; Maluridae. Gene Ontology annotation, biological process: sodium ion transmembrane transport; neurotransmitter transport. The record is from RefSeq and is a predicted model, not a curated record. Gene Ontology annotation, molecular function: gamma-aminobutyric acid:sodium:chloride symporter activity. Bases 136 to 1941 code for a protein of 601 amino acids.
GAUAACUUCUUUCUCUCCUUUCUCAUCAGGAGCUUUGCUCAGUGCUUCCUGUUUCUCCUGUGCUCAGCCAGGGCAGAAGUUGCUUUUYCUGCUCCUCCAGCCCCUCAGCAAGAGUGGAUGUACAUCUGAUUCACCAUGGGCAAGAUGGACAACACCUCCGUGGAGCUGAACUCUCCCUCCGAGGUGAAGCAGGCAGCCCUGGAGGAGCUGGACCCCAUCAACCCUGAGACUGUGAGCACCAAGAAGAAGAAGAAGAAGGARAUCCCAGACAGAGGUUCCUGGAAGGGGAAAUUUGACUUCCUCCUGUCCUGUGUGGGCUAUGCYAUUGGUCUGGGCAAUGUCUGGCGCUUCCCUUAUCUCUGCGGCAAGAAUGGAGGAGGGGCUUUCCUCAUCCCCUAUUUCCUGACACUGGUGUUUGCUGGGAUUCCACUCUUCCUGCUGGAAACUGCUCUGGGCCAGUAUACCUCUGUUGGUGGACUGGGAGUCUGGAGAUUAGCACCCAUGUUCAAAGGAGUGGGACUGGCAGCUAUGGUUCUCUCUUUCUGGCUGAACAUCUACUACAUUGUCAUCAUUGCCUGGGCUCUCUACUAUCUCUUCAACUCUUUCACUGCCGACCUGCCGUGGCAGAACUGUGGGAACCCCUGGAACACCGACCGCUGCUUCUCCAACUACUCCCUGAACGACACCACCAACCUCACCAGCGCUGUCACCGAGUUCUGGGAGAGGAACAUGCACCAGAUGUCCGGGGGCCUGGGGGAGCCUGGCACCAUCCGCUGGCCCCUGGCUGGCACACUGGCCCUGGCCUGGCUGCUGGUAUACUUCUCCAUCUGGAAGGGUGUGGAGUGGACUGGCAAGGUGGUGUACUUCUCAGCCACUUACCCCUACUUCAUGCUUUUCAUCCUCUUAUUCCGGGGAGUCACGCUGCCAGGAGCCAAGGAGGGGAUCCUCUUCUACCUCACGCCUGACUUCAGGAAGCUCUCUGACUCUGAGGUCUGGAUGGAUGCAGCCACUCARAUCUUCUUCUCCUAUGGCCUGGGGCUGGGCUCCCUCAUCGCUCUGGGGAGUUACAACACUUUCCACAAUAACGUCUACAGAGACUCCAUUAUUGUCUGCUGUAUAAACUCCACCACAAGCAUAUUUGCRGGAUUUGUUAUUUUCUCCAUCAUUGGCUUCAUGUCACACAUCACAAAGAAAUCAGUGUCAGAGCUGGCCUCCUCAGGCCCUGGACUGGCUUUCCUUGCCUACCCACAGGUUGUCACACAGUUACCCUUGUCYCCACUCUGGUCAAUCCUCUUCUUCUCCAUGCUGAUGAUGCUGGGUCUGGACAGUCAGUUCUGCACUGUGGAAGGGUUCAUUACAGCCCUGAUGGAUGAGUAUCCUCGAAUCCUAAGAGCCAGGAAGAAGAUCUUCAUCGCAGUAGUCUGUUUCAUCUCUUAUCUCAUUGGAUUCUCCAACAUCACCCAGGGCGGCAUUUAUGUCUUCAAGCUGUUUGAUUACUACUCAGCCAGUGGCAUGUGUCUUCUCUUUCUUGUCUUCUUUGARACCAUCUCAAUUUCUUGGUGUUAUGGUGUGAACAGAUUUUACAGAAACAUUGAAGAGAUGAUUGGCUACAAACCUUGCAUCUGGUGGAAGAUCUGCUGGGCCUUCUUCACACCUCUUGUCUGCCUGGGUGUGUUCUUCUUCAGUGUGGUGGAAAUGACUCCUCUGAAGCUGGGAAAGUAUGUCUAUCCUGCGUGGGGACAAGGCAUAGGUUGGCUCAUGGCCCUGUCCUCCAUGGUUCUGAUUCCAGGGUACAUGCUCUACUGUUUCUUCACCUCAACAGGGACUCUCCGGCAGCGUUUGCAGCAGAUGACACAGCCCAGGCCAGAGGUGCACGCUCAGAACAACGGCCUCCAGCCAAAGACAUCUUUGAAUGGGAGGAUCUCAGAUGCUGCCGUGUAGGAGGAAAGCCUGAACUCCUCGUCCUGCCCCGUAGCUGCUCACUCCACACUCUUCCUCAAACUCCUCUGGCACAGCUUGCUGACCCUGGCUCUGUGGUUUCUUUUGCUUGUCCAAGAGAGGACCUGGUGGAGUAUCCUGUUCAUGGCUCUUCCUCGUCCCAUGGCUGACCAAGGCCCUGAACAAGCUGCCACCAGGGCAUUGUGUGGUGACCAUCUUCAUCCUGCAACAUCCUGGUCCAGACUCUCAGAGAGGAGCAGCUGGYACCCACGUCUUCCUCCUAGAGAACUUUGAUUGCUGUCCACUUCUCUGUUUUUCUUGCUUUUCCAUGAGGAACUCCGCAGAGUACCCCCAGCACACAGCUGUGUUUCACCCCAGAGAGAUCGGAUGGCUGUCAAUUGAUGGAGCAUAAAAACACUAGCAAAUACAUAACGGGAGGGGAUGUGCAGAACAAAGGAUUCUAGUGCARAGCAAGGGAUUCUAGUGAGGAGUCUUACAUGCUAGUAACUGUAGGACAUCACCCCAAACCUGAAGAAGGGCUUAAGAAGAGUUUGUGCUGCUCACAGGUGCCAUGUUUUGGCCCUGCAGUCUCCAGAUGUGUCCGCUGCAUCCAUUGGGGCUGGUGUGAGCCAGAGCCUGGCAGAGCAGGCAGCAUUUCUCUUCUGGAGCAUCCUGGCCUCUACAGCUGUGCAGUAGCCACUCUCUGGCCCUAAAAAGCAGCUAAAAGAGUAAAGGAGGGCUCUUUGCUAYAGGCUGCUCAGAUCCCCUGCACUGACCACAGCCAGCUUUGUGCAGAGGCGAGGCUGUGAUAAAGAGAUUUUCCAGCACUGCAAAUCUUCUGCCAAGCUGAAACAGGGUAGUUCCUGCCAAGUACCCUCCCUGGCUGGGAAACAAUAAGGUGGAGCAUAAUGCCCAUGGAUGGUUCAGUUUAUACCUUUUUCAGGAAGUGGCCACACCUAAAUCCCAGCUGGUGGAAUACAAGAACUCCUGAGACAGUUAGCAGGAUGUAGCCACCAUGCUUAAACCCACCCCUGMAAACCAGUGCUGACUUCCCUUGGGAAGUGUCUGUUCAGCCAGCUGCUGUCACUGGCACAUCCCAACUCCCAGCACACAAAGCACAGAGGGUCAUGAGCUCUUGUAGAUGGUGCUGGAGAAAUGUAACACCUCGGAGAAGGCUGGGGAGUGUUUCAGAGCAGUCCUAAAGCAGCAGCAUAUUUCUCAGUUAUAAAGCUUUGUGGAAGGAGGUGGCUCAUCACAGCACCAUGUGUAGGUGUUACAGUGGCACUCCCAGUUGUGCCAGCCUCUCAGUGACCCCACGCAGAGAUGCCCUUGUACACAGAGUGUUUGAUGAGCACACAUGCUGUGACUUAGAUUAGUCUCUCCCCUUCCUGGCACAGCAUCGCCAAGUCUGCUCACACUCCCAGCUUCAGAUCAGAACCAACAAACUCAAAAAUGAGCAUCCAAAAAAAGUACAUCCCACCCAUCUUUCCUGCCAAAGAGUCUGGUCUCAGAAGUGACACACUGCAGUCCCCCAGGGGUGCUACUGCAGGUGCCAGCUGAGUGCUGAGCCUUUGCACAAUUCUCUUACAUUCCGGUAGUACCUUCAAAAUGCUUCAAGCUGGCCCUGUGCUGCCUGUUCGUGGGACUCACCAGAAUACAGGACCAACCUGCUCUUCUGCCAAUCUUCCAGCCUGUGGAUCAGCAGCAGAAGGAAGAAAGAAGUUUUCUGGUGAAAGCUAAAGUCAGACACCUUUGGAAUGGGUCCCCUGCCAACUCAUUGGUUCAUCUUUAUUGAUGUUUUUUCAGAUGUGUAACCAAUUUGUAUUUGUACACAUGAUUCUCAGCAGUUAUGGCUGCUGGGAAUUAAGUGCAUGUUUUGUGGUCUCCAACACCCCGAGAUCRUGCCCUAUCCCACAUAUAAUUGUUACAAUGUUUGUGUCAAAAAAUAAUGCGGCUGUUAAAUAGAUAUGAGGACACGCUGAAUUUACAGGCUUGGUCUUGUAAAGCCAAAAGCCAAACACUGAAAGCUGCAGUCAUAGCUCAUCACCAUUAAUCUCAGGCAGUUACAGACAUGUCAUCUUUCCUUUUCCCUUAAUUGUCUGUGCCAGUGUAGCUGAAAACUUCUAUUCCAAUUUUACCUAUUUUUAUGAACCGGGGCAAUAAAGGAAACCACUCUUCACAAACAUGUUGUGUCCUUAGAGAAGGACUUCUCUGCUCAAAAAAGAUGUUAAAGUUCUAAACUUUGCAGUAAUGAUCCUUACGAGAAACUCGCUUUUCCUGUGCAUCCAGGUC